Aedes albopictus (Asian tiger mosquito) is the source of this 331-nucleotide messenger RNA. Its product is annotated as coiled-coil domain-containing protein 103. NCBI's taxonomy places the organism in Eukaryota, Metazoa, Arthropoda, Insecta, Diptera, Culicidae. The record is from RefSeq and is a predicted model, not a curated record. Gene Ontology annotation, biological process: epithelial cilium movement involved in extracellular fluid movement; inner dynein arm assembly; determination of left/right symmetry. Bases 1 to 288 code for a protein of 95 amino acids. The transcript is spliced from 2 exons. Gene Ontology annotation, cellular component: outer dynein arm.
AUGGCAACGCCUCUCUGUGGAUAUUUGUUAUUUUCUCGAAGUGAACUGGCCACGAUGUUGUCGGCGGCGGAUAUCAAAAAGCUGGAAGCGGAAUGCCUGGAGAAAAUCCAGGGCGACGAGCUGUACCAGCUGCGGAACGAUGCCAAGUUGAGGGCGGUCUAUGCAGCGAAGAACUACGAUGAGUUUAGGGAUAUUGUCGAUGCAGCACAUUUGAACCCGCUGAGCUCGCAGGACAAAAGAAAUGCGCAAACUAAGCAACGAUUGUGGAACUCAGUUUCGAAAGCAUAGACAGUGCGCUUGUAUGAAGUUUAAAUAAAAUUUAUGCAAUUCA